CUCGCCGCGGCCCUGCCCCUGGCCCUCCCCCAGGGCCUCGGCGGAACUGAGGAGUCCCUGGCUGGACACGGACAGCGGGCAGGUGUCUCUCAGUGGAGGCGCAAGGGGCGCUGACCUCUGCUCCCUGCUAUCCUACCGCCCGGCCCCGAGGGUGGAGUCCGGCCGCCCAGUCUGCACACCUCCAGCUGCGCAGGUGGCUGGGCAGGGCCUGGAAACCAAGUCAUAGGAGCCAGAAGUGAGCGAAGAAGGCAGGGCUGCUGUCAGAGGACAGGAGUCCCUCCCGCCUGGACUCCUCGCUCGCCGGUCGCUGGAAGCCCUCGGAGCCGCCACCAUGGGGACGUCCAAAUCAUAUAGUUGCUUUGGUUAUCCCCUGAGCAUCUUCUUCAUCGUGAUCAAUGAGUUCUGCGAAAGAUUUUCCUACUAUGGCAUGAAAGCACUCCUCAUUCUGUACUUCACACGGUUCUUUAAAUGGGACGACAACCUGUCCACCGCCAUCUACCACACCUUUGUGGCCCUCUGCUACCUGACGCCUAUCCUUGGUGCUCUCAUUGCCGACUCCUGGCUGGGAAAAUUCUCGACCAUCGUGUCACUAUCCAUCGUCUACACAAUUGGGCAGGCAGUCACCGCAGUAAGCUCCAUUCAUGACCUCUCAGACUUCGACCACGAUGGAACCCCCAACAAUCUUCCUUUACAUGUGGCGCUGUGCAUGAUCGGCCUGGGCCUGAUAGCUCUCGGCACUGGAGGAAUCAAGCCCUGUGUGUCUGCAUUUGGUGGAGAUCAGUUUGAAGAGGGCCAGGAAAAACAAAGAAACCGAUUCUUUUCCAUCUUUUAUUUGGCCAUUAAUGCUGGAAGUUUGCUCUCUACUAUCAUCACUCCCAUUCUCAGAGUUCAAGAAUGUGGAAUUCACAGUAAGCAAGCUUGUUACCCACUGGCGUUUGGGGUUCCUGCUGCUCUCAUGGCCGUUGCUCUGAUUGUAUUUAUCGCUGGCAGCAGCAUGUACACGAAGUACCAGCCCCAAGGGAACAUCAUGGGUGAGGUGGCCAAGUGCAUUGGGUUUGCCAUCAAAAAUAGGUUUAGGCACCGGAGUAAGGAAUUUCCCAAAAGGGAGCACUGGCUGGACUGGGCCCAGGAGAAGUAUGACGAGCGGCUUAUCUCUCAAAUUAAGAUGGUGACGAAGGUGAUGUUCCUGUAUAUCCCACUCCCCAUGUUCUGGGCCUUGUUCGACCAGCAGGGCUCAAGGUGGACGCUGCAAGCAACAACGAUGAAUGGGAAAAUUGGACUUCUUGACAUUCAGCCGGAUCAGAUGCAGACCGUGAAUGCCAUCUUGAUCGUUGUCAUGGUCCCCAUCGUAGACGCUGUGGUGUAUCCCCUGAUUGCAAAAUGUGGCUUCAACUUCACCCCUUUGAAGAAGAUGACAGUCGGCAUGUUCCUGGCUUCCAUGUCUUUCGUGGUGGCUGCAUUUGUGCAGCUGGAAAUUGAUAAAACUCUUCCCGUCUUCCCCGAAGGAAACCAAGUCCAAAUUAAAGUACUGAAUAUAGGAAGCAAUAACAUGACUAUAUAUUUUCCUGGAGAGACGGUGCACGUUGGCCAAAUAUCUGCAACAAAUGAAUUUAGGACUUUUGAUUUGGACAAAUUGACAAGCAUAAACAUUUCUUCUCCUGGAUCACCAGUCACUCCAGUAACUCCUGAUUUUCAGCAGGGCCAUCGCCAUACUCUUCUAGUGUGGGGCCCCAAUGAUUAUCGAGUGAUAAAGGAUGGCCUUAACAAGAAGCCAGAAAAAGGACAAAAUGGAAUCAGAUUUGUAAAUGCUUUUGGUGAGAGCUUGAACGUCACAGUGGAUGGGAUCCUCUAUGAAGACAUUACCAGUUACAAUGCCAGCAAAUAUCAGUUCUUUUCUUAUGGCACGAAAAACAUCACACUGAGCUCACUAGGGAUUCCAGGAGGCUGCAAUAACUUUUUUAAAUCAUUAGACUUUGGAUUCGGUAGUGCAUAUACAUAUGUAAUCACCGAGAGUGGUAGAUGCCCUAAACUGGAUGCAUUUGAAGAUAUUCCACCCAAUACCGUUAACAUGGCCCUGCAAAUCCCACAGUAUUUCCUCAUGACCUGCGGCGAGGUGGUUUUCUCUGUCACCGGACUGGAGUUCUCAUAUUCUCAGGCUCCUUCCAACAUGAAGUCGGUGCUGCAGGCAGGAUGGCUGCUGACAGUGGCUGUGGGCAACAUCAUCGUGCUCAUCGUGGCAGGAGCAGGCCAGAUCAAGGAACAGUGGGCCGAGUACAUUCUGUUUGCUUCGUUGCUUCUGGUUGUCUGCAUCAUCUUUGCCAUCAUGGCUCGAUUGUAUACUUACAUCAAUCCGGCGGAAAUUGAAGCUCAGUUUGAUCAGGAUGAAAAAAAGAAGAAGCCAGAAACCGUAUAUGCCGAAAUAGAUUCCGCCUCACAGACGUUGCAGACAAAGAUGUGAAUGUCAGGAAGCCAGUGGAGGACGAAUUGGGCCCAGAGUAUGCCCUGACUUGUGUCUCCAGGUGGCAGGAUGCUGUUGGGUGGCCCCUAAUGGGGACGAUGUCAGCAUUAUGAACCAAACCAAGAAAGCAAUUUUCUAAGCAGCCCUCAAUGAACCUAAAACUCUGGAAGAAGCCUUUUUUUUUUUUUU
Myotis daubentonii (Daubenton's bat) is the source of this 2647-nucleotide messenger RNA. RefSeq names its product solute carrier family 15 member 1 (gene SLC15A1). NCBI's taxonomy places the organism in Eukaryota, Metazoa, Chordata, Mammalia, Chiroptera, Vespertilionidae. Gene Ontology annotation, cellular component: membrane. Gene Ontology annotation, biological process: oligopeptide transport; transmembrane transport. Gene Ontology annotation, molecular function: oligopeptide transmembrane transporter activity. The record is from RefSeq and is a predicted model, not a curated record.